Toxotes jaculatrix (banded archerfish) is the source of this 2633-nucleotide messenger RNA. It is a transcript of the gene xylb, whose product is annotated as xylulokinase homolog (H. influenzae). Gene Ontology annotation, cellular component: cytosol. Gene Ontology annotation, biological process: xylulose metabolic process; D-xylose metabolic process. Gene Ontology annotation, molecular function: D-xylulokinase activity. The transcript is spliced from 18 exons. Bases 762 to 2168 code for a protein of 468 amino acids. Lineage: Eukaryota; Metazoa; Chordata; Actinopteri; Toxotidae. The record is from RefSeq and is a predicted model, not a curated record.
GCGUGCACGCGGAGUGCUGCGGGUGCAAAGCGCAGAUGCGGAAGCAGCAGACGGCGGAGCGCCAGCGUGAAGUCGGCUCGAGUGCUGACCCGGUUUCAGCUCACCUGGUCCUCCGGUGGACUCUGGAGCCGCGUGCUCGGAACCAGGACACGUUAGAAGUUUAAAACUUGUCGUUGUAAAGUCACCGAAUGGUUUUAACGGGUGGAGGGUGGAGGGUAAACCAGGUCCAGCACUCCGCCGCCCACAUCCACAUUCAGACCGUUUAGUUCACAUGGAUCUCGCUGAGUCGGUCUGAUCCUCUGUCCUGUGAUAGGUCCUCCUCCGUGGAGGGUCCUGAUCUCAGUGUGUGUUCACACUGUUCAAAACGUGUUGACUCACCUGUGUGUUCACUGUGGAGGCUGCAGCUUGUGUUACUGUGUGAGUGUAACACAACUCAGCUGACAGCAGCACACACUGAACACCAGGAGGAUUUAUCACAGGACUGUAGUGGACUCGGUGCCGCUCUGGUCCCCUGGCCGUGGGACCGCUCUGGUCCCCUGGCCGUGGGACUUCAGGGUCCAGAGACGGUGGCCGGCCCUCCUUUAACCUGCCUCUGCUUUUCUGUUUGUGUCUGUGUGAAGCUGAAGGUGGUGGCGAUCGAUGCAGACCUGAACGUGGUUCAUCAGAACGCCGUGCAGUUUGACUCCGAGCUACCUGAGUUCAGGACUCGGGGAGGAGUUCAUCUGCAUGCCGACGGACUGACCGUCACCUCCCCCGUGCUCAUGUGGGUCAAGGCUCUGGACCUGCUAUUGGACAAGAUGAAGAGGGCGGGGUUUGAUUUCUUCCGAGUCAGAGCGCUAUCAGGCAGCGGCCAGCAACACGGCAGUGUGUACUGGAGAACAGGAGCCUCUGAGACUCUGAACCGGCUCGACCCGGACCAGAACCUGUACCAGCUGCUGCAGGACAGUUUCUCAGUGUCAGACUGUCCAGUGUGGAUGGACUCCAGCAGCAGUCAGCAGUGUCAGGACCUGCAGGCAGCAGCAGGGGGAGCUCUGAGACUGGCAGAGAUCACAGGAUCCAGAGCCUAUGAGCGUUUCACAGGAAACCAGAUCACCAAACUGCAACAGAACCGACCCGAGGCGUACCAACACACCGAGAGGAUCUCACUGGUCAGUAGUUUUGCUGCCUCGCUCUUCCUCGGUGAUUACGCCGCCAUCGACUACAGUGACGGUUCCGGGAUGAAUCUGCUGGAUAUCAGGACCAGAAACUGGUCUGAGAUCUGCCUGAGAGCCGCCGCUCCACAUUUGGACCGCCUGCUGGGAGCUCCACUACCCUCCACAUCUGUACUGGGAAACGUCUCCUCCUACUUUGUGCGUCGAUAUGGUUUCUCUGAGAGCUGCAGUGUGGUGACUUUCACCGGAGACAACCCAGCGUCUCUGGCAGGAAUGAGGCUCCAGCAGGGAGACAUCGCUGUGAGCUUGGGUACCAGUGAUACAGUGUUCCUGUGGAUCCAGCAGCCUCGUCCGGCUCUGGAGGGUCACGUCUUCUGUAAUCCUGUCGAGUGGCAGGCGUACAUGGCUCUGCUGUGCUUUAAGAACGGUUCUCUGACGAGGGAACGGGUCAGGAACGAGUGUGCUGGAGGAUCAUGGGAAGUUUUUUCUGCUGCUUUGAGAGACACGCCCCUCGGAAACAAUGGAAACAUGGGCUUUUAUUUUGACACCAUGGAGAUCACCCCCCCUGCAGUGGGAGUUCAUCGUUUUGACAGGGACGACACUAAGCAGGUGUCCUCAGUGAGUCCUCAGGUGGAGAUUCGGGCUGUGGUUGAGGGUCAGUUUCUGUCCAGGAGAGUCCACGCUGAGAGACUGGGAUACUCCAUCAUUCCAGGAACCAGAGUGUUGGCGACAGGAGGAGCUUCGUCCAAUAAAGAGAUUCUCCAGGUUUUGUCUGACGUCUUUAACGCUCCGGUCUUCACCAUCGACCUGUCCGACUCCGCCUGCCUGGGUUCAGCCUACAGAGCUCUGCACGGCCUGGUGGCAGAAUCUGGAGUUUGCUUCUUUGAUGUGGUGAAGAAAGCACCUGAACCACAGCUGGUGGCCACACCACACCCUGCAGCUGAGGAGGUGUACAGCCAGAUGUUGAAGCGAUACGCCCGACUGGAGGACAGAGUCCUGCAGGAGAGCCGCACCUGACGGUGGAAACCACAGCAGCGUUUUCAGGAAGUAAACGAUACGAUCUGAGCGAAUAAUUAACAGCAGCUGACGAAUCACAGCUUAGUUCUAGAAAUCGAGUCUACGAACUGACAGAUGAUGAAACUUUCAUUAAUAAUAUUUGAAUCAAAAUCAACAACCACAGAUUCAGUUUUUGAACUUUGGACAGAAACUUGCAUCCUGAUGAUCCGACAGUAAAAUGUUUAAACAGUUCGGACGAACUCGUCUGAUUGGUCGGGAUCUGGGCUGGUCCAGGUUCAGCUUUCAGCCCGAACGCUCCCGGCAUCAAACAAACAAACAAACAAACAAACAGUGGAAAGUGAGUGAACUGGUUCGUCCAUUGGUUUGUAGAACAGAUUCUGAAGGUCACAGCUGUUUGUCCUCACAACAACACAAAGAAAUCUAAAGGAUUUUUUAAUGAAAACUGUUUAAUAAAGUAAAUGAUCA